This is a messenger RNA of Zingiber officinale, 363 nucleotides long. RefSeq names its product 40S ribosomal protein S21-like. Gene Ontology annotation, molecular function: structural constituent of ribosome. Gene Ontology annotation, biological process: translation; endonucleolytic cleavage in ITS1 to separate SSU-rRNA from 5.8S rRNA and LSU-rRNA from tricistronic rRNA transcript (SSU-rRNA, 5.8S rRNA, LSU-rRNA); endonucleolytic cleavage to generate mature 3'-end of SSU-rRNA from (SSU-rRNA, 5.8S rRNA, LSU-rRNA). Bases 1 to 363 code for a protein of 120 amino acids. Gene Ontology annotation, cellular component: cytosolic small ribosomal subunit; ribosome. The transcript has 4 exons. The record is from RefSeq and is a predicted model, not a curated record. Lineage: Eukaryota; Viridiplantae; Streptophyta; Magnoliopsida; Zingiberales; Zingiberaceae.
AUGCAGAAUGUAGCAGGUGAAAUGAUGAAUCUUUAUAUCCCUAGAAAAUGUUCUGCUACGAACAGACUAAUCACUGCCAAGGAUCACGCAUCCGUCCAAAUCAAUAUUGGACACUUGGAUGAUAAUGGAGUGUACACCGGCCAGUAUACCACUUUUGCUCUUUCUGGCUUUAUUCGUGCUCAGGUUUGUUCCAUCUUUGAACUAAAGAUCAUGGAGGAAAGUGAGACUUCUAAGGAGAAUGCUGAAAGGCCUCCGCGAGUGGAUCACUGGGCAGAGAAAGGAUCAAUCCCCUGGCACGAGAGCCAAUAUCCCUGUCAGUUUCUGUUCAACUACCUUCUUCUUAAAGAAUUGGACGCUCCGUAG